UAAAAAAUUUAAAGACCAACACUUUAUAGUGCCCUUCCGCCCUUCACUUCUACGCCGAUCAAGAAGAAACCAAAAAAACAAAAAUGGCCUGGAAAACCGAUACUGACCUCGAAAAUUCCGACCCACUUCCAGAUUCCGGCGAUGUGGAGUGGCCUUGUAAACCCAUUGUUGAAUCGUCAGGCUGGCCUACUAGCUGGCAAAACGACAGUACAAAAUCAAGGCUACAAACCCCCUUGCCUACCGCCGAAGACGAGGCUGCAAACAAGAGUCAGCUUCCGGCAUUGCUCAAAGUUGCUGAAUAUUUGAACUCCACACUCAGUCUAGACGACGAUGACGAGUUUUCUGAGUAUAUAGGUGAAGAUGGGGAUGAGGGUUUUCUGGAUGGGGAAGAGGGGUUUCAAGAUUAUGAUUUUUUUGUGAAGUUGUUUAAGCAGGAUGAUGGGUUGAGAGAGUAUUAUGAGAAAAAUCGUGAGAACGGGGUGUUUUGUUGUCUUGUUUGUUGUGGGGUUCGUGAGAAAGGGUGGAAGAGGUUUAAGGAUUGUUCGUCUCUUGUUCAGCAUUCCAUAAGCAUUGCAAAAACCUCUAAGAGACGGGCUCACCGGGCUUAUUGUAAGGUCGUCUGUGAAAUUCUUGGUUGGGAUGUUAAUAGCCUGCCUUCCAUUGUCCUCUCUGCAGGCGACAAGCUCGGUGAAUCUUCUGAUAAAUUAGUUAAGGCUCAGUCUGCGAUAUUGCAGGGUAAUGUAGAUGAUGGUGGUGAUGACAGUUUGAGUGGUCAGUGCAAAUCCACAAGUUCUGUAAGUAUCAGCGAUACUGAAGCAACUCUGUCGAAAUUGUCUUUGCUUGAUGAAAGCCAAGAAGGAAAAGAUUAUUGCUCUUCUGAAUUAGAGCACAAUUCUCUAAGUGGAGCCUCUGUCGAUAAAAGCUUGGGAGAUCUCGGCAAAGGUACUUCUGAAACAACCAAAGAGAAUGCAGAGGGGGGCGUUAACUGUGUGAAGAAUUCUGUGAGCAAAGCUGGUGUUGAUGUACUCUUGGAAGAUCUCAGCUAUCUUACUCUUGAAACACAAAAAGGGAAUGCAAAGGGUGCAUCAGAUUACGUGGUGCCUUGUGAAGAAACUGGGGAAUCAUCCAAUCUGGCAUAGUUUCCGUGAAGGGAACAAGGUGGCACACGUUUUUGCAAUGGAAGGUUCCAAGAAAUCUCUUCUACAUCAACCAGUGUUUUUAUUGAAUGCACCGCCAUGGAUAUUACCAGCCCUACAACAAGAUAAAGAAGGCUACUAUAUUAGGAAAAAUGUUUUUAAGUCUCCUGGUUUGUAAUAGUCUAACAAAACUUGGAAAUCUAAGUAUCAUCAACUCAAAUGUAAUAGCUAGUAGUACUGCCAACUAUGGUGUAACCGCUACUUGCAGGGAAAAGUAUAUGAUCCCUGGAUAGUAAGCAUUUGAGAUCUCAUGUUCUAGGUCAUGUCUUAAUUUCUACUUUUGCUUGUUUAGAUGAAUGUAGUUGGGACUUGGGAGUAAAUGGUUUUGUAUUCAGAUGGAAAAUCUCUGUUGGAUGAAUGAAAAACAACGGUUGGUCAA
Messenger RNA from Solanum dulcamara, 1575 nucleotides. RefSeq lists its product as uncharacterized. Bases 84 to 1139 code for a protein of 351 amino acids. The transcript has 5 exons. The record is from RefSeq and is a predicted model, not a curated record. Lineage: Eukaryota; Viridiplantae; Streptophyta; Magnoliopsida; Solanales; Solanaceae.